UAAACAUUGACUUACCACCACCCAGCUGCCUAUAUCACCGCUUCAUUCCUGCUUCAGAAGAUGCCCCGAUAAUCGUCUGUCUACGAGUUCACGGAAACACCGCCGAACAUGUCUUCUUCCGAACUCGCCCCUCUCACCACGAGCGACACCCGCUCCUCGAUUUCCGCCGUGCCCAUGCACGAAGUCGAACCCUCUCCUGUCGACGAGGAACCCCCAGCUUUCUACCCGACCAACCCCUCCGACAUUGACGCCUCCAAGCUCCCACAUGCAUCCCGGACAUCCACGAAUUUCCUCGGCCUUACGCCCGCGCGGACCCUGCACAUCCUCUCCUCCGUGCAGAAAUACGCAACCCUCCCUCCCACGCUCUACCUGACAAUGCACUACACCAACACCGCGCUCAUCCCUCUCCUCACACGGAAUGCAGUGGAAGCAGAUAAAUACCUCCUUCUCACGCGGCCGUACUACCAGUCCUUCCCCCUCGAGCCGCUCCUGAUCUUCGCCCCGAUCAUAACGCAUGUCGUCUCCGGCGUGGCCCUGCGCAUCUACCGCCGGCGGAUCAACGCGACGCGCCACGGCGCCGAGACGCGCGCCGACCGUCGCAGGAUUCCCUGGCCCAAACUCAGCUUGACCUCCGCGGCAGGAUACAUACUGUACCCCAUGUUCGUCGCGCAUGUCCUCAUGCAACGCAUCAUACCGCAGAAGGUCGAGGGCUCUUCGGCGGGUGUCGGGCUGCGGUUUUUCGCCCACGGAGUCGCACAUGACCCUAUCAUUGCCAACGCCUUCUACACUGUGUUCGUGAGUGUAGCGAGUUAUCACUUUGUUAGUGGUACUGCGAAGUAUCUCAAGCUGUCGAGUGAGUAUGUCACCGAGGGUGGGCAGUCGGGCGCAAUGAGGAGGAAGUGGACAAGGCGGGUUGUGAACGGAAUUGCGGCAACAGUUGCUGCAUUGUGGAUUGCAGGCGGACUGGGAGUGGUAGGGCGUGCGGGCAAGGGUGUUGGGUGGGAGGCAUCGAAUUGGGAUAAAAUAUAUGCUGCUAUGCCGCUUGUGGGGAGAUUCUUUACAUGAUGGCGAGGUCAAGCCGAGCCUGUAGAAGAUGAAGAAUAUCUCGAGCGAGCGACGGAAGACUAUGAACAUGACACUGCCGUACUCUGGUAGGUGAAGGGUAGAAGUCUGGCACAGGCUUGAUGGUUCUGUGCAUCCAAGCGUGGUGUGCUGUGAGUCUUUACAUGGCAAUGAGGGUCGGGUUGCAGCCAGAGCUUGGUCAAGCAAGUCUACAACAUCAGCAGUGUCAGGGAAAAAGGAGCAGUCCAGCUAUAUUCAUCAUCUCCAUUCGACCAGAAUGAAUGUAUUGACACCGUGCUUGGAAUCAUGUUCCAAAAGGCUCUCGAGGCAUGCACAUUCCUGGCAGCUAUUUGUCCCUACUGAAUGUAUUCAUACAUAUCCUCCCAUCCUAGAGAGGAGUCGCACAAAAGAUUAUAU
This is a messenger RNA of Exophiala xenobiotica, 1479 nucleotides long. RefSeq lists its product as uncharacterized. The record is from RefSeq and is a predicted model, not a curated record. Gene Ontology annotation, biological process: lipid homeostasis; mitochondrion organization. Gene Ontology annotation, cellular component: mitochondrial outer membrane. The transcript has a single exon. The coding region runs from base 109 to 1065 and encodes 318 amino acids. Lineage: Eukaryota; Fungi; Ascomycota; Eurotiomycetes; Chaetothyriales; Herpotrichiellaceae.